AUGGCACAUAAUCCGCCUCAGAUUCCUUCAUUUAAGCUGGUCCUCGUCGGUGAUGGUGGUACCGGAAAGACCACGUUCGUGAAGCGCCAUCUUACUGGUGAAUUCGAGAAGAAGUACAUUGCCACUCUCGGUGUCGAAGUUCAUCCACUUUCCUUUUCCACAAAUUUGGGCGAGAUCUGUUUCAAUGUCUGGGACACAGCUGGGCAGGAAAAGUAUGGUGGUCUUCGUGAUGGAUACUACAUCCAUGGCCAAUGCGCCAUUAUUAUGUCGAUGUCACCUCCAGAAUCACCUACAACAAUGUGCCAAAUUGGCACCACCAUUCCCAUUGUACUGUGCGGAAACAAGGUUGACGUAAAGGAGCGUAAAGUGAAGCCAGGCGAUGUCACGUUCAACCGCAAAAAGAACCUGCCUUACUUUGAAAUCUCCGCCAAAUCUAACUACAACUUCGAGAAACCAUUCCUGUGGCUUGCAAGGCAGCUGGUUGGCAAUCAUAGCCUAGACUUCGUAGCGGCUCCUGCCCUCGCCCCUGCUGAGGUUGCGAUUGACGCUAAUAUGAUGAAUCAAUACGAGGCAGAGUUGAAGAAGGCUGAGGUGAUUCCGCUUCCGGAAGAUGAAGAUGACCUGUAAUCUCGCGAAUUACCAUAUACUUACGCUUCAUACGACCGUCCAUUCAUACUGUGGUUUUCAUUCACAAUCGCUCAUCGAUCCACCAAUCGAAUCGAUACAUUUUGUCUUACUUCCUGCUUAGUGCAAAUG
Suillus clintonianus is the source of this 756-nucleotide messenger RNA. RefSeq names its product P-loop containing nucleoside triphosphate hydrolase protein. Gene Ontology annotation, molecular function: GTPase activity; GTP binding. Gene Ontology annotation, biological process: protein import into nucleus; ribosomal subunit export from nucleus. The record is from RefSeq and is a predicted model, not a curated record. NCBI's taxonomy places the organism in Eukaryota, Fungi, Basidiomycota, Agaricomycetes, Boletales, Suillaceae. Gene Ontology annotation, cellular component: nucleus; cytoplasm. The coding region runs from base 1 to 627 and encodes 208 amino acids. The transcript is spliced from 8 exons.